AUGCGUCUUUCCGAGAAAUUCACCCCGGAGGCCAUGCUCGGCGCCCCACGCCGUAGCCCCGCCGUGCCGAACCAGGAUGGCUCCCUCGCUCUUUAUACCCUAUCUACGUACAAUUUUGACGAUGCGAAGGACCGCAAGGAACUCAAGACGAUGGAGCUCGCAUCCGGUCGUUCAGAGGUUCUCUCUACCGACAGCGACGUGUUCGACGCCCUGUGGGUUCCCGGGACCGACGCCGAGGUCGCCUACCUUCAAAAGCUGGACACGGGUCUCACCCGGCUCGUGGUCCUCGACGCAAAGUCUCCCGACGACACGAGGCACACCGUCGCCGAGUUUGACGCGCCCGUAAAGGGACUAAAGUUGAAGGCUCUAAAUGACGGGACCAUUGCCGUCGCCAUUGCUGGACUCGUGGGCCCGGAUGGAAAAUUGUACAACGACGUAGCGCAGGAAAAGAAGAGCACCGCACGAGUCUUCGACACGCCGAGGUGGAAUACCGUCACAAGGGAGCAAAAGUAUUCGCUCUGGUACUCUCAGAUGGCGAGGCACGACAGCAAAUGGAAGAUGGAAGCAGGCCUAAACAACAUUCUACAACACACAAGCCUCGAGAUCUCAGGCGUCUAUGAUGUAGCCGAUGUCCGCGACCACUACGAUAUCGGCGACCACGGCAUUCUCUUCAACGCCACUUCUCUCAGCGCCGAAACCGAGUUCCGAGAAUGGGGCACUACCUGCGUCUACUAUGCUGCCGUUCCAUCCUUCGCCUCUCCGGCCACCUCCUACCCCCUGCAGUUCUCCAUCGGUGACGGUCCCGCCACCGGUAAGUUUUCCAACGUCAGGCUAUCCCCGGACGGCGCCCUAGCCGCCUUUGCCUACACCUCGUACGACAAGGACGUCGACGUCCGCAUCUUCAUCGGUCAUGUAGAUGCCCUAGCCGCCGAGGACGUAUUUCGGUCCAUCACCCAACGAGAACCCCUUCUGCCUCCGCGGUCUUUUGAAUUUGCUAGGGACGGGGACGCGCUUCUCUUAACCGUUCCCGCCUUCGGCCAUGUUGCGCUGCAAAUCCUCGCCCUUCAACCCGGCGCCCUUCCAGAGACCAUUUUAGGUAGCGGCUCUGUGACUGCGCACUACCCGCUGUGGAAUAUGGCCCUCUGGGCGCAACAAGGAUACGUUGUUGUCUGCCCCGAUAUUGCAGGCAGCGUAGGAUACGGUCUCAAGUUCACCCAGAGAAUUGACGGCCAAUGGGGUGGUGCUCCGUACGAGGAUCUUGUCAAUCUCGUCCAGCAUCUUGAAGACCUUCCUUACUUGGAUAUGACUCGUGGUGCCCUUGCAGGCGCUAGCUACGGCGGGUACAUGCUAAGCUGGAUCUUUGGCACUGACUUAGCGAAGAAGUUCCGGUGCGCCAUCUGGCACGACGGCAUCCUCAACCUCAACAGCCUAAUGCUCGCGUCCGAUUACCAUCUCGGCCCCUCGCAAUUCGGCGCCCCCGCUCCCUUGGGGGCCCGUUACUGCCGAGCUCAUCGACCACCCAUGGUGUUGCUUCUCGGUUUUUGA
Parascedosporium putredinis is the source of this 1545-nucleotide messenger RNA. The record is from the annotation of a GenBank genome assembly. Lineage: Eukaryota; Fungi; Ascomycota; Sordariomycetes; Microascales; Microascaceae.